CUCCCCUCUCCUUUACAAAUCCUGCUCUGCUCUCACUCAAAAAUCAAAAUCUCUCAAAUAAUCAAAUCACUCAUCUAUGCAUCUCAAUCGCUUCGAUUCCCCUGUUGUCCCGCUCCUUCAUAAUCUCUCAAUUUUUGGGCUUUUGUUUUUGGGGUUGUUUUCAAUCGACUGAAGAAAUUUCACAUAUUGGGUUUCAUUAUUGAGUGGGAAAUUCCGGUGGUGAUUGGUGCUUAUUCGUCACCCCAUAAACUUUUUUUUUUCUUUAUGUCAGUUUGGGUAGUUGGGAUUUGUUGAAAGUUGUGUUUUUAAGGUUUCUGCUUUGGGUUCGGAAAAGUCUAGGUUUUGGUCGGGGUUUAUAGGUUGUUGUUGUUGUUUUGGUAUUGAUGGCUAGCGCGGUUGAAGAAAACAAUGUUGAGUACGAUAGUGAUCCGGAAGAGGCAAAGCGACCGUUAACAAUGCGGAGGCGCGAAGCCAGCGAUGACGAAGAAGCCGAAGGAGAAGUCACUGAUAAGAGGGAAGAUCGUAGGGUAGAGGUUCCUUCUGAUGUGUUAGAUGACGAAGGAGGUGUUGAAGACUAUGAUGAUGGUAAUGUUGUUGAAGAAGAAGAAGAAGAAGAAGAAGAAGAAUUAGAAGAUGAGGAAGUUGAAGAAGAGGUGUACGAGGAGAAGAGUGCAAGUGGUGGGGUUGAUGAGGGUUCAGUGGUUGUGGUCAAGGAAUCUGAUGGUGAUGGUGAUGAUGAUGUCAGACCCCCUUUGGAAGAUUCUGCUGAGGACCAUUUGGAGGAGAAAAAGGAGAAUGAACCAUUUGCGGUGCCCACUGCUGGAGCUUUUUACAUGCACGAUGAUCGUUUUAGGGACAAUUCUGGUGCUCGUCACAGGCGGAUACCUGGUGGAAGGAGACUGUGGGAGUCCAAAGAUGACAGGAAAUGGGGACAUGAUAAAUUUGAGGAAAUUACUUUUCAUGAAAGGCGCUAUGAAGAGAGGAGACCUAAGGGUAAUUAUCAUGGCCAUGCUAAGAGUCGAGGCACUGAUCGGGGAGGAUAUGUUCGAGGAAACAGGAAAGGGUAUAAUGACAGCUCUAGCAAUCAAAAUCAGGUGCCUAAGAGUGUUGUGAGAGGGAGAGGCCCCCAAAGGUAUGAACGUACCAAUAAAAGCAAUGGUCCAUCUCCCCAAGUGCAAAAUAAACAAUCUGGGAAGUCUCUUGAGAAAACUUCAAAUGUUAGUUCAGAGAGGACUUCCAUAUCUGCUUCCAACACAGAAUCUGACGCUGUCCGUGCUAAAAUUCAAGUGGUUGCUUCAAAUUUGAAUUCAUCAUCCCCACCAUAUUAUCCGUCAGUCUCUUCCAACAAAGAUGCACAAAAAAGGGAGGUACAAACGGGCGGCAGUAGCAGGAGCACUGGCCCUUUUGUUAUGGAAGAGGGUUUUCCAGUUCAACAAAACAAUGCACUGCUUCGGGGAAAGAAUGUUGCUGAUUCCAUCAGCAUGGCAAAGCUGUAUAUUGAUGAGUCCAUCCCUGCAUCUGUUGGAAAACCUUUAAACAAUGAGCACAUGGUGCCACUGAGAUCUUCUGGAGUCAAUGCUUCUCAAUCUCCUCAUCUCAGGGCUUCUGGGACUGGGAGGGGUACAGCAAUCCCCGUGCAGAUGAAUUAUCAGCGUGCUCCCUCACAUAAUCAAAUAAAUAAAGUUUCUCCAACGCAACUGCUGGCUACUCAGACAAGUUCUGCUCCAGGACGGAAUUCUACUUCUGUACAAGCUACUGUUCCGCAGUUGGGCCAUAGACCUAGUAGUAGGUCUCAAUCAUCAUCUCCUCCCAAAACAUCCAUGUCAAUGAAUUCACAUGAUUCUGGAGAUAUGCAUGACGGACCAGAAUCAGGUAAAGCCAAAGGUGCUUUGGUUGGGAAUGGAAGGGGAGGUACCCAUGGUGCUGGUAUGGGCUCUUUUGUUUAUGGUGGGGCACAGGCAAUGGGCGCUGCUGGAAAUGUGAGUGUUAGUCAUGGAGAUCCAAAUGUCCCAACCUUUUUGCCAGUCAUGCAAUUUGGAGGUCAGCAUCCUGGUGGUAUAGGAGUUCCUGCUGUUGGCAUGGCAUUCCCUGGAUAUGUCCCUGGAAACUCAGAAAUGACAUGGCUACCAGUCUUGGCUGGUACUGCAGGAGCUUUAGGGGCUACAUACCCGUACCUUGCUGUUGAUGGUGCAUACGCUCGACAAUCUGGACAAGCCACUGCAAUGGAUACUUCAGGCAAGGAACAUAAUGUUAAUAAACCUAACAAUGAAUUGAAGCCACCGCAGAGAUCUGCAAGUGAUGAGUUUGGACAACGGCAGAAUAAACCCCGAAGAUAUUCAGAGAUGAAUUUUGGUCAGUGAAGUAUUAUAUAUGAUGCAGCUUGUUUAAAAUAAGCAGAUAAAGGCCUAUCUCCUGGCCCUUUGUUCUCCGGCUUCUGAUCUGGAGCACUUUGGGCUGCAAUAAGUUUCAAGAUUUUUUAGUUAUAACACCUGCUCUUGCUGUUCCCGUCAUUGAAGUUAUUGCAGCAUGAAGGGUGGUAGUAGCUUGUUUAGUUGUACGGUUUUUCUUACGGUUUGGUUUUUUAAUUAAGCUUGUUUGUGUGAAACAAACACAGGAAAGCUUCUCUAGAACUAGGGAUAUAGAAAAAGUCAUAAUUAUUAUUCUGCAGCAGCUGAUUGCAUCAUCGUGGUUGAAAAGUUUCUCAUGUAAAUGGUUGUUAUUUGUUAUUCAUAUGGUUCGACCUUGUGCUUAUAUCAUCUAUAAGUUUAUGAGACAUUUUUAAUGUAUUCUUUUUUUUAUUAUUUUAAAAAGCUCUAGUAUUUUCAAAUGAA
Messenger RNA from Cajanus cajan (pigeon pea), 2831 nucleotides. RefSeq names its product protein MLN51 homolog. Lineage: Eukaryota; Viridiplantae; Streptophyta; Magnoliopsida; Fabales; Fabaceae. Gene Ontology annotation, cellular component: exon-exon junction complex. Gene Ontology annotation, molecular function: mRNA binding. Gene Ontology annotation, biological process: mRNA processing. The record is from RefSeq and is a predicted model, not a curated record.